Rotaria sp. Silwood2 is the source of this 1410-nucleotide messenger RNA. The record is from the annotation of a GenBank genome assembly. NCBI's taxonomy places the organism in Eukaryota, Metazoa, Rotifera, Eurotatoria, Philodinida, Philodinidae.
AUGAUAUUUACAUCAUCAAAUCGUCGUCAUAUAAUUCAUGUUUGUUGUUUUAUUAUCUUUAUUUUCGUAUUUGAAGUAAUAGCCGGUGGUAUAAAUAUAUUUCCAUUAAAUAAAUUGUCAUCAAAUUUAAUUGUAUUUAUCUCAGAUCCUAUUGAAUAUUAUGGUUUAUUAUUAACAAUAAUUAUUUAUUUUAUACGUUUAUUAUCUUUGUUACCAUUACCAUUAGUUAUAUGUCAUACAUGUGGUUUAAUUUUCUAUAAUAUAUUUCCUGAUCGACCUGAAUUAUUAAAUUCACCAUUAUUAGGUCCUAAAAUUCGUAUACGUGUUGUAACACGUGGUGAUUAUCCUGAUUUAAUUAAUACAAAUGUUAAACGAAAUUUAGAUACUUGUGCAAAAGUUGGUUUAGAUAAUUUUCAAAUAGAAAUUGUAACUGAUAAACAAAUAAAUCUACAUAUUUUAACCGCUAAUAUGGUACGACAAGUUGUUGUACCAAGUACAUAUCGAACAAAAUCAGGUGCUUUAUAUAAAUCACGUGCAUUACAAUACGCAUUAGAACCUGAUGUUAAUCAACUAUCAUCCGAUGAUUAUAUUGUACAUUUAGAUGAAGAAACAUUAUUAACAGAAAAUUCAGUACGUGGUAUAUUAAAUUUUGUUAAUUUAAAUGAAUAUGAUAUUGGACAAGGUCUUAUAACAUAUGCUAAUGAAACAAUUGUUAAUUAUAUAACAACAUUAGCUGAUAGUAUGCGUGUUGGUGUUGAUUUAGGAUGUUUAAGAUUUUGUUUAAAAAAACUUCAUCGGCCACCAUUUUUAUUUAAAGGUUCAUUUGUUGUAUGUCGCGCUGGUUGUGAAUUUGAUGUUAAAUUUGAUAAUGGACGAGCUGGUUCAAUAGCUGAAGAUACAUAUUUUGCUAUGUUAGCUAUGUCAAAAAAUAAAAAAUUUGGAUGGAUUGAAGGUGAAAUGUGGGAAAAAAGUCCAUUUACAUUAGCAGAUUUUGUUAAACAACGUAAACGAUGGUUACAAGGAAUUUUACUUGUUGUUCAUGAUAUGCGAUUACCACUUCGUGUACGACUUGGUUUAGGCAUUGCACUUUAUUCAUGGGUUACAUUACCAAUAACAGCAUUAAAUGUUAUACUUGCACCACUUUGUCCAAUACCAUUACAUUGGACAUUAAAUUUUCUUAUAAAUUAUGUUGGUGCUGUUAAUAUUUAUUUAUAUAUAAUUGGUGCCGUUCGAUCAUUUUCAUUAGUACGUUUAGGUUAUGUGCAAUUUAUCUUACGAAUUAUUGGUACAUUAGCAACGAUUCCAUUUGUUGUUGUAUGCGAAAUAACUGCUGUUUUAUGGGGACUUUUUAGUGAUAAAGGAAAAUUUUAUGUUGUUGAUAAACAAUUAAAACCACCGGUUCAUGUUUAA